Molecule: messenger RNA, 4266 nt
Organism: Lonchura striata (white-rumped munia)
Lineage: Eukaryota; Metazoa; Chordata; Aves; Passeriformes; Estrildidae
Gene: CLCN1
Product: chloride voltage-gated channel 1
Biological process (GO): chloride transport; transmembrane transport
Cellular component (GO): plasma membrane
Molecular function (GO): voltage-gated chloride channel activity
Source: RefSeq, a predicted model, not a curated record
AUGAGCGUGAGGAGGAGUGGAGGAAUGGAGAGCUCAGAGAGCAAGACGCAGGAGCCCGGCUGGAAGCCAGCUUUGUGGGGGGGCACACCGCAAUACGACUAUGUCUGCUUUGAGAAAUGCACCCCGUACGGGAUCCCCGUGGAGGCAGGACACGAGGCCGGGGCGACCGGGGACGACCUGCGCUCCCCGGAGAACUCCCUCAGCCACCCGCAGCUUUAUGGCCGAUACACAGACCGGAUAACAGAUAACAUUUCAGACAAGGAAGCAGCAAAACUACUGAAGAAACAGGCCCAAAGGAACAAUGGACAACCCCUGAAACGUGACAGUCAAGUACAGAUCAAAGAAGAGCACUAUUCCAAAUGUCAAGAUUGUGCUAAACGCAUCCAGAAAUAUGUUACCAAGAAGCUUGGAGAGGACUGGAUUUUCUUGGUUCUGUUGGGUCUGGUCAUGGCGUUGGUGAGCUGGGGAGUGGAUUAUGCCAGUGCAAAGACCGUACAGGCCUACAAGUGGAUCUACGGAGCGCUGCACCCCAAUGUCCCCCUGCAGUAUGCCGUGUGGGUGGUGGUCCCGCUUGGCCUCAUUCUGUUUGCGGCCAGUUUCUGCCACUUCGUCUCUCCACAGGCUGUCGGGUCUGGGAUCCCAGAGCUCAAGACCAUCAUGAGGGGAGUGGUCCUCAAGGAGUAUCUCACUCUCAAAGCUUUUGUGGCCAAAGUUGUGGCCCUCACAGCUGGGCUUGGAAGUGGCAUGCCUGUGGGGAAAGAGGGUCCUUUUGUGCAUAUUGCCAGUAUCUGUGCUGUGGUACUCAGCAAGUUCAUGUCGAUCUUUUGUGGGGUGUAUGAGCAGCCCUAUUAUUACACGGAUGUCCUGACUGUGGGGUGUGCUGUGGGUGUUGGCUGCUGCUUUGGGACACCACUUGGAGGGGUUCUUUUCAGCAUCGAGGUCACCUCCACUUACUUUGCUGUGCGCAAUUAUUGGAGAGGCUUCUUUGCAGCCACCUUUAGUGCCUUUGUGUUCCGAGUCCUGGCUGUCUGGAACAAGGAUGCAGUUACCAUCACAGCCCUGUUCAGAACAAACUUCCGUAUGGAUUUCCCCUUUGAUCUGCAAGAGCUGCCAGCCUUUGCUAUAAUAGGCAUAUGUUCUGGAUUCCUUGGAGCCUUUUUUGUUUAUCUCAAUCGCCAAGUGGUCCUGGGCAUCCGACGUCAUAAAGCCCUGAGCCAGUUUCUCACCAAAUACCGACUGAUAUACCCUGCAGUUAUAACCUUCUGUAUAGCAUCAGUGACCUUUCCUCAUGGAUUUGGGCAGUUCAUGGCAGGAGAGUUGAUGCCACGGGAAGCCAUCAGCACUCUCUUUGAUAACUAUACCUGGAUCAAACACUCUGGGGACACCCAGAUCCUAGGGAAAUCUGCUGCCUGGAUCCAUCCUAAAGUCAGUGUCUUUGUCACCAUCCUGCUCUUCUUCCUCGUAAAGUUCUGCAUGGCUGUCAUUGCCACCACGAUGCCAAUCCCCUGUGGAGGCUUCAUGCCUGUUUUUGUAUUAGGUGCUGCAUUUGGACGUCUCAUUGGGGAAAUCAUGGCAUCGCUUUUUCCCAAUGGGAUCCUCUUUGACGACAUUCUCUACCAAAUCUUACCUGGAGGAUAUGCUGUCAUUGGUGCAGCAGCUUUGACAGGAGCGGUGAGCCACACUGUCUCCACUGCUGUCAUCUGCUUCGAGCUGACGGGUCAGAUCUCUCACAUCCUGCCCAUGAUGGUGGCUGUCAUUCUUGCCAACAUGGUAGCCCAGAGUUUGCAGCCCAGCCUCUAUGACAGUAUCAUCCAGGUGAAGAAGUUGCCCUACCUGCCAGACCUGGGCUGGAAUCACAUAAGCAAAUACAAUAUCUUUGUUGAGGAUAUUAUGGUCCAAGAUGUGAAAUUUGUGUCCUCCAACUGUAAAUACCGAGACUUGCAAGAGGUACUCCAAAGCACCACAGUGAAAUCUCUGCCUUUGGUGGACUCGCCAGAGUCCAUGAUCCUGCUGGGCUCUGUGGAGCGGUCGGAACUGCAGGCUCUCCUCCAGACACACAUCAGCCCCGAGCGGCGACGGCUCCUCAACAGAGAAAUGCAGCAGAAGCUGAAUGAGGCACCCUACGAUGGACCCUGGGCAAACCUGCCAAAGCUGAAGCACGACUCUUUUGCUUAUGUCGAUGAGGAUGAGGAUACAGAGGAGAAGGGAGAGCUGCCUCGUCCUCCAAGUCCCACUCCCAGUUACCCAGAGGAGCCAAAUGGCCCAACAAGUCCUCUUAAACAAAUGCCUGAAACCUUGGAGCCCCAGCAGCACUCAGGCAGUUUCAGGAGUCUGAGGAAACUGAUCCAGCAGCUCUUGUGCCAUUGCAGCCGUCCACAUGAAACAGAGAGCACCAUCCAGGAGCCAGUGGAAGUCAUUGAGACAAUGACACCAGAAGAGAUAGAUGCUUGGGAACAGGAGGAGCUGAACAAGAACGUGUGCUUUGACAGCUGCCGCGUCGAUCCCUCCCCUUUCCAACUGGUGGAGAGAACCUCCCUGCACAAGACACACACGUUGUUCUCACUGCUGGGCCUCAGCCAUGCCUACGUAACCAGCAUGGGGAAGCUGAGGGGAGUGCUGGCUUUGGAAGAGCUCCAGAAGGCAAUAGAGGGUUCCACCCGCUCUGGGGUUCGCCUCCGACCACCCCUUGCCAGUUUCCGUGACAUCAACCGGACUUCCACCGCCACCAAGGUGGGGCAGGGUGCUCAGGCGUGGAGCCGAGAGGACAACGGCACGGUGGCAGCAGAGCCAGCAGCAAACCUGGGCACUGAGAGCCCCCUGCCCCCCUGCUCACACUCCCCCCAGCCCUCCCACUCUCAGGAAGAGGGGGAAGUCCCCAGCUCCGCUUAUGCCACGGAUACUGAGUUGGAAGAGAUGGAGCUGACAGGGCGAGUUGCUGAAAACAUCUCAGACAUCCUCAAGGACAUAAACCUGCGUACCACUGACCUGGAUGAAGAUGACGAUGAGGAUGAGGAUGUUCCCUUAUAGCUGGUGUGAGUGCAGCAGUCCACCACACUCUUCAGUGAGCCAGUCUUCUUGUGUUUCCUCCUCAAAGAGAAGCUUUUGGAUGUUCUUCGCAAUCCUCACAGAGGAAUGAUUCUCUGUGCAGACUAUUAGGCUGCUGGACUAUCCGGGCGUGUGCAGGUGUCAGAUGUGGACUGCGAGGGGCUGGAGUGCAGGCAGAGCACACUGCAACAGGACAUGGAUACUGCUGCACAGUCACGAUUCUCUGGGUCAAUCUGCCAUGUGGAAAGUGGAGGAGGAUCAGCUCUCACUUGCCACUGGUGCCAUCCUUCCAGUCACACCAGGUCUGCACGCAGCAGCGUAACACAGCCAGACCUCCAGGCUGGAAGCAUCCCGCUGCUUCUGACUGCCACCCUGUCCGUGUUGCUGCAGCUCCUUUUCACUGGCUCUUAUCUUGCACCCCCCCCAAACAUUCCCACAUAGAACAUUUUUAUUCUUUCUCAAUUUUUAGUCUGGGAUUUUCCUGGAUGGGGAUGCAGUUAGGAGCUUCUCCUCUGUCCUACAGCUGAGCCAUGCCCUAAAAACAGAUGGGAGGAAAGUAUUUGGUAUGUGUCUCAUAUUGAAUUCAGCCAAGGCUUUAGAAAACACUAGAAGGGAGAAAACCUUAUUUGUUUUCCUAUCAUCUCUGAAAUUUUAAAACAGAAUGGGAAAAUCUUAAGUGAGGGCAUCCUCAGUACUGGGGGAAGAGGAGUAAAACAGCAUGUAUGUACCUAUAUUUCAAAUAACUGUUUGUCUCUCUGAAUCACUGUUCACAAUUUUCCACAGCUAUAGUCUUAAAAUAUAAGAACUCAAGAAAAAAAAAAAAUUAUUAUGGAGUGUUAGCAGGCUGCCAAGAAAUACAGCAGAGGGAAGACACAUUUUCUACACCUUGAAAACAGGUUUCUUUCUGAAAACUCCUGCUCUCUUUUCCUGGUAAUUCUACCCUGCCUAUUUUCCACAUAUUUCUGCAUACCUCAGAUCUGAGAAUUCCAGCUCUCACUUUUGCCAGCUUCUCUCUGUUGUGACUAACAGCAGAGACCUCAACCCUUGUCUGCAGCAUCCCUCUCUAUUCCAGUUCUAAAUCUGGAGCAGAUCUGCAUCUUGCAAAAAGACAUCUUGUCAGUUCGUGUCAUGCAUGCAAAACCUUGGCAUCCAAAGGUAAGAUGCUGCUUUGUUUAAUUCACUGCUCUUGUGAGGUUUUCUCAGUAAACAGGCAAAACCAAA